GGCCACCAGAUGGCGGAACUUCAGCUUUAUGUUUCAGUUCGUUCUCCCUCCCUGUGUUAAUUGUAUUAUUGGUUUUAAUUAUUCUAUCAUUGUUCCCACCUGUGUCUUGUUAUCCCCUCCUUUUCUGGUUUGAUUGUUCUUUGAGUUCACCUGUGUCUUGUUACCCUUGUCUAUUUGAGUUCUUUGUUUCCUGGCUUGGGUGCUGGUUCCUUGCAUUUCAUAUGUGUUUCUGCCUACUUGUGUGUGGUCUGCCUAUGUUUCCUGCCUGUGUUCAGCCUGUCUGUAUUGUGCCCUAGCUGUUUGUUCCUUGUGUCUUUAGUAUUUUAUUUUUGAGGAGUUUUCAGUUCACUUGUCUAGUUUUUUUUUCUGUUUUAAGAAUUUGAGUUUUCUUCUUUUCAAAAAUUCUAUUGUGCAUUGUAGCUGAAGUCCUGGACUCCAUGAAGCAACCUUAGAUUAAAAACGCAUGGCAUACGCCACUCUUACGAAUUUGUGCCUGGAAUGAACUUCGACUUGAACGUCGGUAGACGAGUGCUUUCAAAAAUGAGGAAUAGAUGCCCCGAGUUUCAAGCUUGUCGCCUUCUUAGGCUGCUGCCAUUUGCUGACUCACUGCUGUGUCAUAGAUUCAGAGUAUUGUAUGGUCUGUGUGGGUGUGUCAUACUGCUACUAUUUUUGCUCAUUGGAGCAUCUGGAAGGUUUUUUGAAAGUGCUGUGAGAGAAUUCCGUUCACCUCCAGGUACAAAGCUACAAACCGAAUACAAUGUAGACAGCUCCCUAGAUCUCCGGUCCCGAACUGAUGUGACUACUUGCACUGACUGGGGAGCACCCAUUAUGUGGGAUGGGAUGUUUGAUCCUAACAUCUACGAUGAGCAUCACAAAAAAAUGGGCAGCACUGUUGCACUGACCGUAUUCGCCAUUGGGAGAUACCUGGAAUUGUACCUGAUGGAAUUCCUGACCUCGGCAGAUCGUCACUUCAUGGUGGGUUUACCGGUGACGUACUACGUGUUCACCGAUGCCCCUGAGAACGUGCCGGGGCUCAACCUGCUGGCAGGGAGGACCCUGGAGAUUAUACCGGUCAAGCGGCACGAGCGCUGGCAGGACAUCUCCAUGAUGCGCAUGAAGACCAUUGCGGACGCUAUCCAGACACGCAUCCGGCACCGGCACCGGUACAUCUUCUGCCUGGACGUGGACCAGGUCUUCGUGGGUCGCUUCGGCUCGGAGGCCCUUGGGGAAUCGGUGGCGCUUAUGCACUCUUCCUUCUACAACACCCCCCAGGAAAGGUACACCUAUGACCACAACCCGAACUCCACGGCCUACAUGGAGAAGGGGGACUUCUACUACCACGCGGCUGUCUUUGGGGGCACGUGGCAGAGUGUGGCGAACCUGACAGAGAGCUGUCACCAGGGCAUAAUGGCAGACAAGAGGAACCAGGUGGAGGCUCUGUGGCACGAUGAGAGCCACCUUAACAAGUACUUUUGGCUCCACAAGCCCAGCAAAGUGCUCUCCCCAGAGUAUUGCUGGAACUUACUGAAUGGCUUCAGCAAAGAAAUACACGUUCAGCGCCUGCGCUGGGGAGAGAAACACGACGACAGGAGGACCUAGGGGUAGGAUGGACCAAAAAAAAAGCAUUACUUGCACUCUUGCAUUACUUGCGAUACAACAAAUGCACACUUGCACAUUUACAACAUAUCGCAUUUAUCAGAUUGAGAACUUUGCAAUUUAAAAAAAAAUCAGUUUAAAAAAAGAUUUCAGUAAUCAGCACAAAACCAAAACCUGAUUUGUACACAACUGUAAACAGCACAGUAACAUCCUCCAUGGACCUAAUAGAAAAUAAGAUUCUCCACAAUCAACCUUUACAGCUGUUAAUGUCACUGUUGGUAUGAUUUCAAAAGGGUUACUAUUAGGCAUGAAUCUAUUGCAGAUAACUGUUGUUGACUUUCAACAGGUAGAAAGCUUAAACUUUCUAUGGGAAAGACCUUAGAAAACCACUCCAUUUUAGCUUGCAGCACUAUAACUUUAGCCAGCAGGCUAGUAGUGAUAAUAAAUUAUGUGAAUGAGUAGGUCUACACAAUCAUGUCAUUGUACCCAGUAAGGGGUCAACACAUCACAAUCCCAAUGGUGCAGGGGACAAAGACAUGUACUUACACCGGUAUUUUGGAUAUUAAAGCCCAUUUACUAUAAAUUUUCAGCAAAUAGUCAUGUCAGGGUUAAGAAGACAUGGAAGUUUGAAUUUAAUUUGUAAAACAGUUUUUUCUCCAUGGAAUACCUUCUGGCAGAAAAACAUUCUGCUUUCAGGAAAUGUGUUACUAACAGUAAAACUCAACAUAACUUCAGAGAAUGUCAUUAAUUGAUUAGCCAUCCAUGCUUUAAAAUUCAUUAUUAUGCAACGAUGAAGUAACUUUGACAAAAAAUUAUUUGGACGUCAUUUCCGGAAUGAUGGAUUCUCAAGCAACUUUUAAAGUUUCGGCAAGUUGAUAUUCACACCGUUCGGAAAUGAAUGAAAACAAAUGGCUGCCUGAAAGGUAAACAAAUUGUUGGGGAAAAACUAGCUAAUUCAAAAAUCUAAAGCUGUUGUAUGUCUUGUGGCAAUGUAAAGUAUGCCUACACAAAAUUUGUACUAAAUGGGCUUUUUAUGUCCAAAAUACCGGUAGAACGGUUAAACAGGAAGCAUCUGGCUGGAAAGCACAGCUUAAUGUUUCCAUGUCUAGUUCCCUCCCCUAUAAAGAGGUCAGUACUGCUGGACUAUCACUAACGGAAAUACACAUUUUAGUGUGCUAGUGUCCAUUUGUAAUGCCAGGAGAGGAAUGAAAUUCAAAUUCUGUUCAUUUCAUGUUACCACUCCCACACCUACUUUGUGCUUGUUACUAUCAAGGUUAUGUCUUCCAAGAGUGGCUAGUACUUACUGUUAAUAUGCUACCGUACCAAAGAGAUUUAAAAAAAAAAAAAAAUAUCAGGCCAAUAUCAUCCAGAUACACUCUUGUGUAUUCUAAAUUUACAUGGAUAUGACACGUCUAAUUAUAUGAAUAAAUACUUAACACAAGGCCACUUUUUUCUUCUGGCACUUUAGGGUGUCUUAUCAGCAAUGAUCUCUUCCAUGCCAAAUGCAAUAGGAGAAGCUUGUCAUAUGAGGCUAGAGAUACUUGUUUUGCAAGAGGUUACGCAGAUGUCACGAUAACCGCUUUAAUAAUCUUUGUUUCCUGGAAAGAAAGAAAAAAGUGUGGAAUGAAGAGAUUCGGCAUUCUAUUAAUAUUUAAUGUAUUUUAUUCUUGUAGAGUAUUUAAACAGAAUUUCACCUUCUGUCCUGUGGAUUUUAGGUGCUGUAUCCAGGUUAUUCAAUUACUCCUGGGAUAUUUUUAUACUUUUUAGUAUACAAGUUUUAACCUUUUACCUUUUGUGUCUAGUCUGCUCUCUGUGUAGCUAGCUUACUAAGCUCAGGAAGCAAAGGCCUGUCUAUCUAAUACAUCUUGUAGGCUAUAUUUGUCCACCUACAGAACUGACCUCUGGCCUUCAUCACUGAAAACCUUAAAGGUACUGCAUGGCCAUCUUGAUCUAAUCAAAACUUGAUGCAGAUUGUACAGUACAAUUGAGAAAUAGGCUGCAUGUGUUGUGUAUGCUAAAUGUAUAGUAAGUACCUAGAGAGACAUUUGUUUUAUCAGGUGAUUACCACUUAAAAUGUUCUUGUGUAAUAAAUCUGACAUGCACUGGGGAAUGUAAUACUGACAAAAAUUGGAGAAUAAAGAGAUUUAGAAUUAAA
Messenger RNA from Anguilla rostrata (American eel), 3751 nucleotides. RefSeq names its product alpha-1,3-galactosyltransferase 2-like. Gene Ontology annotation, cellular component: membrane; Golgi apparatus; vesicle. The coding region runs from base 499 to 1599 and encodes 366 amino acids. The transcript is spliced from 8 exons. The record is from RefSeq and is a predicted model, not a curated record. Gene Ontology annotation, molecular function: hexosyltransferase activity. Gene Ontology annotation, biological process: carbohydrate metabolic process. Lineage: Eukaryota; Metazoa; Chordata; Actinopteri; Anguilliformes; Anguillidae.